CCAAGGUGGUUACGUGUUGCGUCACUACGCUACGUGUAGUCGUGACGCUACAGUCUCGCGUGAUGAGACUUUUGGAGUCGGGAUUUUCUGUAAGACUGGAUGCCAGGAGCUUGCAAUUAAGAGCUUUGAGGGGCGGCUUAAAAUGGCUGAAUUGUUAAUGGAGUGCGAGGAGGAAGAUCUAGAACCAUGGCAACAAAGAAUAAAAGAAGUUGAAGAUGAUGACGAUGAUGAGCUAAUAUUUGUUCGGGAAAUUAGUGGAGCACAGCAACCUCCUGCAAGAAACACUGCGUCAUUUCAUCCUUCCAAAAACCACUAUAAGACUGCAUCUACUGAAAACACUAUUGUUCAGCCAGUUAACACCUUAUACCAGCCUGUAACUAGACCAGUCACUAGUUCUGCCAUUGUCCAGCCACUACCAAGACCUGUUGGCUCUCCAGAGCCAAUUAAAAGGCCACUUACAGUAGGUUUACCAUCACAUCUGCCACCAAGGCCAAGCCCAACAAUUCUCCAGCCCAUCUGCAGACCUGUGACGGUUCCUUCAAACGCACAGCCAGUAUGUAAAAACAUUACAUUUCCUGCAACCACUCAGCCAGCCAUCAGACCAGUUGCCACCAUUACUGCACAGCCUGUUAUUCUGAACCAGGGUUAUAUUAUGAGUUCAUCCCAAGUUUCCUCAAGUAAUGCCCCAAAUGUGAUGUAUACUUUACGACCAAGCACAACAUUAACACAGUACCAGGGUGUACAUCCUUUCACUGCCACAGAAAAUGCAACUCAAUUAGUUCGCCCAGUACAGCCACUUAACCAAGCUUUCCCUGUAUCACCUCCCACAAGGACAGUUCCUGCAGCUGUACACAGACCUACUCCUCAAAUGGCAACUGCUGCAAAAAAUCUAAACCUGGUUGCUGGGCCACAGCAGUCUUUAUUAAUGAAUUCACAUAAAGCUCAGCAAGGAAUUCAAACUCAAAGUUCUGGAGCAAGUAUUGGGUGGAAUGACAACACAGCAACAGAGAAACGAGCAGCUCCUAUUGAGAUUUCUGAUAUUUCACCAAAAAAAACAAAAAAUAGGGAGAAUGAAUGUGACAGUAGAUUUUUUGAUUCAUCAACAUCAGCGAAACCACCCAUGUUGUUACAGUCUUCCCCUACAAAAGUAAAUGCAGGGACCAGUUCGGGAACAACAUCAAAACAUGGGCCACCUAUUCCUCAAGCAUGCCCAAAGUGCAACAUACAUUUCAAUCUUUCGGAACCUAUGAGAAAACAUAUGAAGUUUUGUUGUCCUGACAAAGUGGACCACUUUUUCAGUGGAGUGACAAACAGUGAAGCAGUGAAUGCCUCAGGAAUUAUAGAGGAUGCAGAGAAAGGAAAGCUGAUUAUGUUAGUCAGUGAUUUCUAUUAUGGAAGGUAUGGAGGAGACCUUUACUUGGCCCAGCUGGAGCGGAAGACACAUACAACUUUCAAAUGUUUUAGCUGUCACAAAAUUCUUAAGAACAACAUAAGGUUUAUGAACCACAUGAAGCACCAUUUGGAGCUUGAGAUGCAGAGCAAUGAAAGUUGGGAAAACCACACCACCUGCCACCACUGCUAUCGGCAGUUUCCCACACCUUUCCAGCUGCAGUGCCAUAUUGAAAGCUCACAUACUCUCUAUGAAUCAUCAACCAUUUGCAAGAUAUGUGAGUUAUCUUUUGAAUCAGAACAGAUAUUGCUGCAACAUAUGAAAGACAACCACAAGCCGGGUGAAAUGCCCUAUGUUUGUCAGGUCUGCGGUUACAGAUCAUCAGCUUAUGCAGAGGUUGACAGCCAUUUUAGGUUUGCUCAUGAAAAUACAAAAAGUUUGCUUUGCCCAUUUUGCCUCAAAGUUAUUAAGUCUGGAACACCAUAUAUGCAGCACUACAUGAAACACCAGAACAAAGGAGUAUAUCGUUGUGCAAAUUGCAGACUUCAGUUUUUGACUUGUAAGGAAAAAAUGGAUCAUAAAACUCAGCAUCACAGGACCUUUCGAAAGCCAAAACAAUUAGAGGGCCUUCCUCCUGGUACAAAGGUUACAAUUAGAGCAUCAGUUGGAUCCAUCGUGAAUAGUGUCCAUUCUCCCACCAAUACUGCUUGCACAAGCCCCCCAUCUACUGCUCUUCAAGCAUCUUCAAUAAGCAAAAUUACAAAUGCUAAAAUUACUCAAGGACCUUUAGUUAAAUCAAAUGUGCAAAACACAAAACCAAAAAUACCACCUCCUAAGAAGAAGCCAGUAAGCACAACUUCCAAAAAACGAAUUAAGAUGAUCAAUACAGCACUGCGAAAUCUAAGGUCGGUGGCUGGGUACCAUAAAUGUAUUGAAUGCCAGCUGGAGGUAAAAGAUUUUGAGGGUCAUUUUCACACACAUGUGCACUGCACCAAAUGCAAAUUCAGUACAAGUUGUAAUAAGGCCUAUACAAAUCACAUGAUUCGCUUCCAUGGCAGAAGUUCCAGCAAACAGGCUAAGGCUUCAAAAAAAGCUGCAAAAGGCAUAAGGCGGAUUACUUUAGUGUGCCUCAACUGUGAUUUCCUGACUGAUGUGUCUUGUUUAGAUGACAUGGCCAAACAUCUGAGUGAAAGCCACUCUCACUCUUGUCAAGUUAUCUUAGAGAAUGUUUCCAUAUUUUCCUCAACUCUUGAAGGAGACAUGGCUAAAUCAAGAAAUGAGUCUUUAGUAGGGGAGAGGCACAACUAUUGCAAGAUAAUGUUGUAUGAAACAAAGACAUCAACAAACCAAAGCAAAGGGGAAACCAACACUCUCAAGACAAUUAAAGAAAACAGUACUUCUGAAAGUAGCAAGAUGAGUGAUGUUCAGAGUAACUUAUCCCUACAUGACAUACAUGUUACACCUGUGGAGCCUGUGAAAGAUUCUGAUCAAACCACUCAGGAUGGAUGUAACACUAACCCCAUUAUUGGUAUAGCACAAACAGACAGUGAUGAUAAGGGUUUAAUGAGUUCUGUAGAGGAGGAAACAUUGAACAGAGAUCUUUCUUUAGAAACAGACCAUAACCUUGACAAUAAAUGUAUCUGUGACACCGCCAAUGAAAGCAAGCCAUCUCUGGAAGAUGUUAUCCCGAACAUAGAGAGUCCGAACCCAAACUUUGCAUGUGAGGAAAACAGCUUUGUGCAAUUUUUGAGAAGAAGGGAUGAACCUGAAUCCAUAUGUUCUGAUGUUAGUGAGCAAAGCAGUGUACACCUUGAACCAUUAACACCUUCUGAAGUUCUAGAGCACGAGGCCACAGAAAUACUGCAGAAAGGCACUGCCACUGCUUGCCAUCAAAUUGGAGCACCUUGUGAGCAAACUGAUGACACUAAAGAACAUUUAGAAACAAAGACUCUUACAGAGGAAAAUUAAGCUAUUUCCGAAGUGUUUUUGGAUAAAGCCCUGGCAACCCACAUAAUGAAUGUUUUUGUUACAUGUGAGCUUUUUGUAUGUGGAGUCAGCAAGGAAUGAUGAACUACUUUUCAUUUUGACUGACAGAGAGACACAGAGGGGCACAUUUACUAACCCACGAACGGGCCGAAUGCGUCCAAUUGCGUUUUUUUCGUAAUG
Molecule: messenger RNA, 3556 nt
Organism: Xenopus tropicalis (tropical clawed frog)
Lineage: Eukaryota; Metazoa; Chordata; Amphibia; Anura; Pipidae
Gene: znf280d
Product: zinc finger protein 280D
Exons: 20
Coding region: 143-3358 (1071 amino acids)
Biological process (GO): regulation of transcription by RNA polymerase II
Cellular component (GO): nucleus
Source: RefSeq, a predicted model, not a curated record